Molecule: messenger RNA, 3434 nt
Organism: Lytechinus pictus (painted urchin)
Lineage: Eukaryota; Metazoa; Echinodermata; Echinoidea; Temnopleuroida; Toxopneustidae
Product: glycoprotein 3-alpha-L-fucosyltransferase A-like
Exons: 2
Coding region: 329-1789 (486 amino acids)
Cellular component (GO): membrane
Molecular function (GO): alpha-(1->3)-fucosyltransferase activity
Source: RefSeq, a predicted model, not a curated record
AUUUUAGUAAUCAAACCCACAUUCCUCAUCUAUCUUCGUUCCAAUUUGCCAUCAUUUUUGUCAAAUCAUAAGAUUUUUUUUCUUUCCUUGAUAUGGUGUCUUCAAAUCGGCUUAUACGCUAUACUCUACCAUCGAUCACAGAAUAAUCUCCAGUUUGACAUGUAACGACCACCAUUAGCUUGGGAACUUACGAAAUCAGAUAACCAAGAAGAAGUUCAUCAUUCAAAUUCAUCAGCCCUUCAUUGAACAAUAUACACGAUAUCAUAAGCACUCGAAGCCUUCUCUUCUUGAACAAGCCACGUGAAGACGAAUCGCUCGACCAUUCAACAUGCUGAAGUUAAUAUCCCUGCGGACAGUACUGAAGAUAUUCGGAGUUGUCAUGUUUGUCAUCGCUCUUCAUCUAACUAUUGAAGCUUACUCUCAAAGAAAAACGCAUGCCGAUUUCCAAUACAACCAAAAUAGUUUGACUGCCAAUGAACAAGAGAGAGAUGCAGGUGAUACGGAGAAAGUUCAGACUUCCCACGACAGGCAUGAUUAUUAUGAAUAUAUUCCAAUAUUGAAGAACCUCAAGCUCAGUUCCGAUGCCCUCAAAUUUGAGAGAACGAAUCGUGAGAUUAAGGGGGAACUGAACGAUGGUAGGCACAGUAAAUGGCUGGCAAAUGCUUUGAUAAGCAUGAAGCACAAUGUAACUUUCCAGGAAAACAGACUCUUGUACAAGAUACACAACUCAGUAAGCCAGAGGCAGAACCACAAAAGCCCGAACACAUGCGUCAUCAAAGUUCUCCAAUUAUGUAGGAAGAUGUGUAAACGAAUGAUCAAAGAAGAGAACAAAAGAUGGACGAAAUUUUACUGCAAAUUUUCAAACUGCCACUUUGAAACCAAGGUUGGUGACACACUCGAAGACAUUCAAGAGAGCGAUGUCGUAUUUCUCAUUCCAGAAAAACGGGAUUGGAAGUCGGUUAUUGAAUCUCGGCCAAAGGGACAACUCUGGGUUUUCCACUCAAAAGAAGCACCUAUUCAUACCCCGGAACAGUACCCACCUCCAGAAUUCGGGAAUCCAUAUAAUAUUUCAAUUAGCUACCUGUCGAGUGUAGAUAUUGCUCCGGCGUAUUACUACGUGGAUUCCCACAACUCAGAAAAAAGUCCUAUGGUUCUUCGAAAGAAGAAACUAAUGUAUUGGGCGUCAUCUAACUGCAAUCACACCAGCUGGGGAAGGACAAGAUUUGUACACGAGUUGGAGAAGUACUUGGACAUUGAUACAUUUGGUCUUUGCGGACGCUUGCAGUGCCUUCGCUACACGAAUGGCUGUUAUUCCAUCCAAUCGGAGUACAAAUUCAACCUCGCCUUGGAGAAUAGCCAAUGUCCAGAGUACAUCACGGAAAAGUUCUGGUACAAUGCACUUCUCACAGGUUCUGUUCCAAUAGUCUACGGACCUCCGAAGAAAGAUUACGAACGUCUUGCGCCGCCUCAUUCUUUCAUCCACUUUGACGACUUCAAGACGGUCCAGGAGUUUGUAGAUUACAUCAAUCUCCUGGAUCGCAACGAUGAACUGUACCUUGAAUACUUUGCAUGGCGGAGAGUCGGUCGAGUGGAGAAAUCUUCUACGAUGCUGACAACUCGUAUCCAGACUGGGGAUAGGUUGUGUUACAUUAUCAUGACGUUGCUCAAGAAGUCUUUGAGACCUGGCGAGUAUACAUGGCAGGAUGAACAUCCAAACUUCCAUGACUGGUGGACUGGACUGUGUCAGGAGGAAACCCAGAAGAAACGAAUUAUGGACAUUGAUACCUAAACAUGGAUAGGUUUCUUGCUCCUCAGCCUUAUCUUUAUUUGAUGUAAGAUUGAAUUAAUGUUUCAAGUCAAACUCAGCUCGGCAGUUUGAAAAAAAAUAUUGAAAAAAAAAUUUGGGUUAGACAUAAAUGGUUUCGUUCCUUCUACAUGUUCAGGGCAGUGUUUCAUGAAAAUCCAGUAAGAACUAAUUUAUCUCUCUUAAGUAAGGGUUUUGAUAUACACUAUCCUGAUGUGCGUUGAGUAGGGAAAUGAUGCAAGGCGUUCUCUCUCACACACACCUACAUCCACCCCCACCCAUUCUCUCCCUCACACACACACCCACACAUCUCCGUCUCUCUUUCUCUCAUAAUUCUUCAUUUUUAACCGAAUCAUUCUGAUUCGUGCUUCGAGAUUCGAAAUUUUAUUGAAAUCAGUAUCUGACUUCGACCGAUCAUGGCGAACUGAUGCAGUGAAACUCAAUUCUUCAACUAUCAUAGAAUGAUUUUUGGGGUUUGUGGUGUUUAAUAUAUUUUUAACACAUCAGUUGUUUCCAAAAUCAUGAUAGCUAAGUUUCGAUAUUCACAUUUCGACAAACAUAAUGACUUGAAAUAUAAUAUGGUAUCUAAACAUAAAAUUAUAUACUGUAUAUAUGCACGUUGUUAUGUUGUUGUUGGGGGGAUUCUAAAUAAAUUUAGCUAACUGGAAUCAUUACUCACUACUCUUACCUAGGCAGGAAAGAUGUACCUUGGAAAAUAAAUGUCUUGGUUUUACUUUUUUAAAGUAUAAUAUUACAGUAUUCAUCAUAAUUUUAGUAAUCAAUAAGUAUUCAAUAAAAUCUCCGAAAUAUUGAUAACCAUUUAUUUUGUUAAUUUGUUUGAAUAAGUGAUAUAUCUUACGUCAAAAAACCUAAUCGCAGAGGAGGAAAAUUCUUAGGAAGGUAAAAUAAAAAAAGGACCUGUAUUCCACCGACAUUGUUUUGCUCUGUGAAUUGUACAACUGCAAUACCCCCAAAACUGAGCCAAUGAAAAAAUAUUACCUAAAACCAAUACAAAGUAGAUAUAAGAUUACAAUAACAAUUCCUAUAAACAACCAAUUUGUGUUAUAUUAUUGUUAUUUCCUUUUGCAUCCGCUUGUGUGAGUUUAUAUAAAAGACGCACUGAAAUUUGAUAUAAUGAUACAAUGUUCUCAAUUAAAUAUCAAACUACUUCGUAAUUACUUAAGGCCUACAGGUGUAUUUUUGUAUCAAUCUUCAUUUCAUUCAUUCAGUAAAAUGAACAAUAUGAUUUUCGGUAGGAUAACCAUUAUACAGUACCUAACAUAUUGAAAUAUAAAAUAUGUCCAUACCAUACACUGGGUCUGAAAAUUGAUUCUUAACCUUACAUCUUAAAAUUGUUCAGGCUCAUAGGUUUAAGAAUCGUGCAUUUCAAGUUUUUCACAAUAAACAUUUGUAGUAUUUUCUUUUUAUUUUGAAUUAUUCUAAUAAAUUUGUGGAAAUAUACCAAAGCUAUAUAAGUCAUUUAUAAUGUAAAUCAGAGUGAAAAUGGUGAAAAAGAACGAUUUUCUUAAGACUUUAUUAUGACCAAUGGACAGGUGUUGAUGUAUCAAUAUUGAGAUCAGACCAACUCUCUUAAUAAAAUAUAUUGCGAAAGCAAGUUCCGCCCCCUUGA